Chinchilla lanigera (long-tailed chinchilla) is the source of this 3063-nucleotide messenger RNA. It is a transcript of the gene Arsi, whose product is annotated as arylsulfatase family, member I. The transcript is spliced from 2 exons. NCBI's taxonomy places the organism in Eukaryota, Metazoa, Chordata, Mammalia, Rodentia, Chinchillidae. The coding region runs from base 5 to 2272 and encodes 755 amino acids. The record is from RefSeq and is a predicted model, not a curated record.
GCAGAUGUUACAACUUUCUCGCAUUCUCUCCCGCGGUGUCCCCCCCAGGUCCGCCCAGCCCACCCAGUCCGUAUCUCCCUCCCUUUCCCUCCGGGGUCCUGCCCACCUCCCUGCGGGGAGCCCGACUGUUCUGAGACUCCGGGCGGGGCCAGAGGCCAGCCUCGGACUGGAGGGUCGGGGUGGGGGGAGGAGAAAGGGAAAGCAGAGGCUAGAGAAAUUAGGAGGCGGGAGAAAUCCAGGACAAAAAGGAAGAGGAGAGGCACAGGAUGGUGGAGAGCACUUUUUGGAGGCCGCCACGCUGCAUCCCAGGCUGGCGCGGCUAAGCUGGGAGAGAGGGAGCGAGGGCGGUGCAGGGCGGGCACUGGGGCGGCCAGGGGAAACUCGGCGCGGGCCUGACCUUCCCAGGUGCCCGGCUGAAGCCGCUGCCUGCCCGGGAGGGUCACUGGGCGCUCCCGGAGCAUCCAGGUGGGCUGGCGAGCCGUGCGCCCUGGGCGCGCGUGGCAACGAGGCCUGGGGAGCCCUGCUGCGCCUGGACUGGAGGGCCGGCUUGGAGAUGCACGCCCUCACGGGCUUCUCUCUGGUCAGCCUGCUCAGCUUCGGCUACCUGUCCUGGGACUGGGCCAAGCCGAGCCUCGUGGCUGACGGGCCCCGGGAGGACAGCGCAGAACAGCCCUCCGCUGCUCCACCCCAACCUCCCCAUAUCAUCUUCAUCCUCACCGACGACCAGGGCUAUCACGACGUGGGCUACCAUGGCUCAGAUAUUGAGACCCCUACGCUGGACCGGCUGGCAGCAGAGGGCGUCAAGUUGGAGAAUUACUAUAUCCAGCCCAUCUGCACGCCUUCACGGAGCCAGCUCCUCACUGGCAGAUACCAGAUCCAUACAGGCCUCCAGCACUCCAUCAUCCGCCCUCGGCAGCCCAACUGCUUGCCCCUGGACCAGGUGACCCUGCCCCAGAAGCUGCAGGAGGCAGGUUACUCUACCCACAUGGUGGGCAAGUGGCAUCUGGGCUUUUACCGGAAGGAGUGCCUGCCCACGCGCAGGGGCUUUGACACCUUCCUGGGCUCCCUCACAGGAAAUGUGGACUACUAUACCUAUGAUAACUGUGAUGGCCCAGGGGUGUGCGGCUUCGACCUGCACGAGGGGGAGAGUGUAGCCUGGGGGCUCAGCGGCCAGUACUCCACCAUGCUCUAUGCCCAGCGUGCCAGUCACAUCCUGGCCAGUCACAGCCCCCAGCAGCCCCUCUUCCUCUAUGUGGCCUUCCAGGCUGUGCACACGCCCCUGCAGUCCCCCCGGGAGUAUCUGUACCGCUACCGCACCAUGGGCAACGUGGCCCGGAGGAAGUACGCAGCCAUGGUGACCUGCAUGGACGAGGCUGUGCGCAACAUCACCUGGGCCCUCAAACGCUAUGGUUUCUACAACAACAGUGUCAUCAUUUUCUCCAGUGACAAUGGCGGCCAGACUUUUUCAGGAGGCAGCAAUUGGCCCCUCCGAGGACGCAAAGGCACUUACUGGGAAGGGGGUGUGCGGGGUCUGGGCUUCAUCCACAGCCCUUUGCUCAAGCGAAAGCGACGGACCAGCCAUGCACUAGUGCAUAUCACUGACUGGUACCCAACCCUGGUGGGUCUGGCAGGUGGCACCGUGUCAGCAGCCGAUGGGCUGGACGGCUAUGAUGUGUGGCCAGCCAUCAGUGAGGGCCGGGCCUCGCCUCGUACGGAGAUCCUGCACAACAUUGACCCGCUCUACAACCAUGCCCGGCACGGCUCCCUGGAGGGCGGCUUUGGCAUCUGGAAUACUGCGGUCCAGGCUGCCAUCCGUGUGGGCGAGUGGAAGCUGCUGACCGGAGACCCCGGCUCUGGUGAUUGGAUUCCACCACAGACACUGGCUGCCUUCCCUGACAGCUGGUGGAACCUGGAGCGGAUGGCCAGUGUCCGCCAGGCUGUGUGGCUUUUCAACAUCAGUGCUGACCCUUAUGAAAGGGAGGACCUGGCUGGCCAGCGGCCCGACGUGGUCCGAGCCCUGCUGGCCCGCCUGGCCGACUAUAACCGUACUGCCAUCCCUGUGCGCUACCCAGCCGAGAAUCCUCGGGCUCAUCCUGACUUUAAUGGGGGUGCUUGGGGGCCCUGGGCCAGUGAUGAGGAAGAAGAGGAAGAGGAAGAGGAAAGCAGGGCUCGAAGCUUCUCCCGGGGUCGCCGUAAGAAAAAGUGCAAGAUUUGCAAGCUCCGAUCCUUUUUCCGUAGACUCAACACCAGGCUGAUGUCUCACAGGAUCUGAUGGGUGGGGUGGCAGGGUCUUGGUCCCCUAGAUAUAUUUCCCCACUUCAGCCUGGUCCCGUACCUUGUCAGGUAGAAACCUGAGGUUGAGUCUCCAUCUGCAGGGAAACGGAGGCUGUAGAGCCCUCAGUGGGCUAGGAUGGGCACCUAGCUGGGGGCUGGGAGUAAACCAGACUGGAAUGCCUGGGUUCCCAUCCUGCUUCUUCACUGACUUGUGCUGUGACCUCAGGUGACCGAUGUGGGCUUCCAGCCUCAGUUUCCUCAUCUGUAAAACAAGCUGUAAUGACUUUGUGACGGUGGGAUGUGCUUGGUCACUGGGGUCAUGGUAGAGUCCUGGCCGGCCUUGCUGCCUCACAGCUUGCACAAGGCCUUUUCCUUCAUCCUGGUCUCUACCGCUGCUUGGGUGGGGGCCGCCUGCAGGCAGCUUCCAGCUGGAACCUGGCGAGCUGGCUGCUCUUUUAAGGACCGCAGGUGCUGAGGAUGAAGGUGACCAGGUUGGGAGGCUACGCUUUCUGGGUCUUCACAAGGGCUAGGCCAGUCCUGGCCAGAUGCAUCAGGGCCCUGGUGGAAAGUUCUUUCUGCCGGGAGCACCCAGAGACAGUGGCUAUGCCCUUAGCUGCUUCAGUGUCAAGGGCAGUAGAAACAGCUGUGAAAAGAGCCCCUGAACCAAUCAUCUCCUUUGACCUUAGGCACAGUCCUUCCCCUCUGGGUCUCACUUUCCUGGCUCUGCCUACCUCAAAGGGCUGCAGAAGACUGGCCCAUCUAAUGGUUGCAAAGGAGCCUGUGAACUGA